UUCCAUGAUUGUUGUCGGAAAUGCACGAUUCGCGAGUAGCGGUUCAGCGGAGCGAGAAUGCAAUGAAAUAAAACACUGUUGGCGGUAGCAGCGGCUCAUUAUAACGCACAUUUGGUGAUCGAUUGGCGUUAUCGAUCGAUUAUCAGCGCGAAAGAAUUGUGUCUGUCGCGCUAGCACCACGGCAGCGCUCGGGCCGAAGAGGAUGGCUCUUGCGCCGAUGACGACCACCGACGCACCCUCGUCGCUCGGAUAUCAAGACAGAGGUGCCGGUGACAGCUCUGCAUCGGAUAUUUUAUAUGCAUCGCUGUGGAAUUGCGAGCAUUACUCACUUGACGGCGUUCAUACGUCAGGCUCAAGAGCCAGGGCCGCCUCUAGGUGUCUUUCGUCCGCUAGGACGCGACCUUGCGGAUUCUCGCCGAUUUCGCGAUCACGCCACCGUGAACGUCGAGGAUUUAGCAAUGCGCUUUCGAGAUUCGACACAGAUCCAGCCGGUCGAGGACGACACGCGGCAUUAAUUCAAAUGAAUCGGACGAGGGAACAAUUUUGCGAGCGCUCGGCGCGAUUCACCGGCACUCGCCUGCGCUGGCGAGGCACCGAAUAAUCGCGAGGAGCGUCCACGCGAGUAAAAAACGCCGUGAUGCCCGACCGACAGCUCGCCACGAGCGACUCAGCCAUACGAAUAGCUCGGAAUUCACCGUCGUAAAUAAUGACACUUAGGUGGACGGCCCUGUCUAAAAUAGGCUCCGACUGUAGAACGCUGGGACCGUGCGUCGUAGUGAUUACUUUAUCAACGAAUUGUCACAUUUAACAGCGCCUCGUCGAGUUACGCGCGGCAGUGAUUCGACGACGCUCCCUGUUUACGCUCAGUUGUCAUCCGUUCGACAUCGUCGCGAUCGCCGGCACUCUUGUUUUGCGACUGUACGCUGCAAAUUUCUUCGCGUUCUUCAUUAAAAUAAAACAAAUCGGCCGACAGUUCGAAAAUGUUUGUCUUUGCGCGACCGUUCGCAGUUCUUUACGUAUCGUUCUGCGCGAGGGAAGAAACGUGUUUGGGUGACGUCGGAUCGACGACUGUUUAAUGUGACGAGGAAAAAUUUCUCAAGGGAGAAGAACGUGUCGCGGACCGUCGAAAGCUGCGUGACCGAGCAUUCGGAUGGAUCGCCCAGUGAAAGGAGUGCACAAUAGAGCUUGCGAUCGUACAGUUUCGUGAGCAGCCCCCUUAGAAGUUGUUGACGCGUCAACUGACGAAGCGCAAGAAUCAUUCGCACCGUGGGAAGCCUCGUGGCGAGCUUCGAGGCCGCAAUUAUUCCAGCAACAACGACGCUUUUUGCACCGUUCGACGUGGAUAGCGCGCAGUUGGCCGAGAAUCGAGACCGCGGUUGACGAGCAGGAACAAUGUACCGUAGAAUCGUGAGGUAUAUGAAGUCGAAAAGGAUCAUCAUCCGCCGACGCAGGAACAAGUACUCCUUAGGCAGGAAGAUGAGCACGAUAAUUAUGACGCGUCGUCCUUUCGUCAACAUGUCACCGUUGAUGAAGCUGGAUUAAACUUUUAUAUAAGACGGCACUUAUCGCAGGCACGGUCCCGUGAAGAGAUUCGACACGAGAAUCUUAACUCGUUUCGUCCCGGAAGUCGAUCUCGUAUCGGGAUAAUUGCCGCGUUCCUCGCGCGACGGAGAAAAAGUGAACGGACGGAGCCGCGGACGAUAAGCCGAUCGGCCGAAGAGGGAUAAAGUAAGGGCGCGCGGUGCACGACGACUCCCGCGGGGCCUCUCUCGGGCAACCGCGAGGCGCGAACGUCAUCGGGUGCCGCUGACCUUGACCCGAAAACUCCUGCGGGGCGGAAUCGGAAGAGGCUCGACGCCGACGUCGCGAAGCAUUAUAGUCGCGCGCGUCAUCGUGCCGAAUCGUCGCCGCGGGAACGCGGCGAUUUGGCGCGAGCGUCGGCGACGUUGCCCCCUUUGAGGGGGCACCGCGUGCGGUUUAGUAUCUAGGUGGAUGUACACGAAGACGGAUCAGCGGCACUCUCGCGCACGCAGAAACGGCGCCGUAGCUCGAUCGCACGGCUAGAAGAGAACGAGCGGUGCCGCGACUAGAAGAGAACGAGCGGAUUCGGGGUGGAGCGGAGCGGAGGCGGAGUGACGCUGCUGCAGGCGGUGAAUGACGGCGAAGGAAGGAGACGAACAGCCGUAAUGCUUGCGACAGUGCAUUAGCCGGGGAGUCGCGCGAAAACCGCCGAUUUCUCUCUCGCGUGUCUGAAACCCGCGCGCUGAAUCGGGCUGCGUGCCGAGCGAUUCGGCUUGAUGAUCCCGGAUCGAUCGCGCGAUUCGAAUGAUCCGGAGACGCCUGUAACGCCAAUCGUUUUCGCGCGCGUGUAUGUGUGAAGUGAGACACCUCUUUUCGACGUAAGCAUGUCGGAGAUCUCGACGACGACCGGCGGUGCACCCGCGAAGGACCCGCCCGAGAAGAAGCAGGCGUCCGACAAGCCCAGCAGCGCCUUCAAUUGGAAGUCGAUGAACAUCCGGCAGAAAUGGUCCUACCUCACCAGUAACAUCACCGUCGAGCCGAUGGUCGCGUGCUACGUGAUACCGAGCGUGCUCUCGGGAUUCGCCGUGCAGAAUCUCAUUCUGGAGAAGGCGUGCCGGGUGAAUCUCGCCUAUUCGGACGAGGUGUGCUCGGCGCUGACCGCCCGGAACACCACCGGCUACGAAACCGAGGAGACGGCGGUGCAGCAGAUGGUCGCGCGUAUGCAGACGUGGAAAACGCCGCUGCAGAGCGCCCUGCCGACCAUCCUCAUCCUGUUUAUGGGCGCGUGGAGCGAUCGCACGGGCCUGAGAAAGCCGUGCAUGCUGCUGCCGAUCAUCGGCGAGUUUUUCAGCAGCAUCACCUGCAUCGCCUGCACCUACUGGUUUUACGAGCUGCCCAUGGAGGCGGUGGUGCUGGAGGCGGUUUGGCCCGGACUGACCGGCGGCUGGUUCACCAUGUUCAUGGGUAUCUUCAGCUAUAUCGCGGACAUUACGUCCGUGGAGUCGCGGACACUCAGAAUCGGUGCGGCCAAUGUUUUUCUGUCGCUCGGCGUGCCGAUCGGCAUGGCUUUAUCCGGGAUUCUCUACACGACGCUGGGUUUUUACGGUGUCUUCACCAUCUCGAUGGUGUGCUACGUAUUGAGCUUCGUGUACGGCCUAGUGGUGAUCAAGGAGCCGUCGAGGGUGCUGGUGAAACGCGCGCAGAAGAAGAAGAUCCCGCCGAGUAAAGGCAAGUGGUCGGUGUGCGCCUUCAUUAAGAACUUCUUCUCGUUGAGGCACAUCGAAGAGACGUUUCGCGUCGCGUUCAAGAAAGGGGCGAACAAUCGCCAGAAAAGGGUCAUCGUGCUCAUGGUCAUUGUUAUGGUCGUCAUCGGGCCCCUUUACGGCGAAAUGGCGGUUCUGUAUCUUUACAUGCGUUACCGAUACAACUGGAAUGAAGUGACAUUCAGCAUGUUCUCCACGUUCUCCAUGGUAACUAAUCUGAUCGGAACGUCGAUCUCCGUUGGCAUUUUUAGCCACAUUCUCAAGAUAGACGAUGCGAUCGUGGGUAUCAUGAGUUGUAUGAGUAAAAUAUUGUCAAGUUUUGUUUACGCGUUCGCCACUACCACUUGGAUGGUGUACGCAGCCGCUAUUGUGGAGAUUGUGAAUGGCACAUCCUUUAUAGCCAUGCGAUCGAUAGCUUCUAAGCUCGUGCCUACAGACGAACUCGGUAAAGUCAAUUCGCUGUUUGGCGUGUGCGAAUCCCUCAUGCCGCUUGUUUACGGACCGAUGUACAGCGCUAUUUACGCGGCAACGAUGAACACAUUCUCGGGGACGUUCUUUAUCGCCGGAGGAUGUAUGACAAUGCCUGCGGUAUUUGCAUUCUUGUGGUUAUAUACGGAGCACCGGAAGGAUCGUGUGAAGGAAUCCGAACAGAAGGAACCCGAAGCUGUAAUCAAUUACAAAAACGAGGACACAACGGAUAACAGUUUGACGACACCGAACAUUCGGAUCGUGAACGCGCAGAAGGCCGAAAUGAUGAAUGGCAUAGAUAAUACGGCUUUCGAAUCUGAGCAGUUGUGAUCUCAUGUGAUCCUUUUUUUUUUUUUUUUAAUACAAAGACAUACGAUGCAUCAAUAAUACCUCAUCAGAAUGAAAGGACUGAAUGGACACCUUAAAGGCCAGCUCGAGAUAUCCUGGUCACGCUGCUGGUGAACGACCCAGCGAAUAUUUAUCUUACGAGAAAAAUACCAAAGGAACGUUAGAGCGCAGACAUUAGAAAUAUUGAAAUUUGAGAUGUAGGAACAUUUCGGCGAGUCAUUUUCAUGUCAGUUCGAUUUUUAUCCUUUGACCCCCCCGCGAUUCGUUAGGUGUAGAUAAUUUCAAGUAACAAUUGGUCUUAGGUCAGUUUAGUAAUAAUUUGUUAGAUAUAUAUCGAACGGAACGAAAUUUAACAGAGCUUGUUCUGAAACCUUUAAGGCCCAGAAAAAUCGUGCGAGAAUACGUCAAGAUUCGAGACUACUAUUUUCCGAGUUUUCCAACUCCCACGCAACCGUUAACAGUCAGUUAACUUAUUCACGCAGCGUGUAUCAAAGUUCAAUUUAUUCAAGAUGUAAAUAAAAAGACUUCAUCGAUCCUCCCCUUCAUUCAUGAUUCCACUUACUGCAGCUUGUAGAUUUUUUCAAAAAAUCUCAAAAUGUAGAAAUAUUCCGAAUAAAGGAUAACUACCGGCUUA
Messenger RNA from Linepithema humile (Argentine ant), 4734 nucleotides. Its product is annotated as probable peptidoglycan muropeptide transporter SLC46. Gene Ontology annotation, cellular component: membrane. Gene Ontology annotation, biological process: transmembrane transport. Gene Ontology annotation, molecular function: transmembrane transporter activity. The record is from RefSeq and is a predicted model, not a curated record. NCBI's taxonomy places the organism in Eukaryota, Metazoa, Arthropoda, Insecta, Hymenoptera, Formicidae.